AUGUCUGAGAGUGAAAAUUUCAAAUUAAGAAGAGAAAUUAUACAGCUCAAAAAAUAGAUUGAAUAAUUAAGAGAGGAUGGUCGUUAAAAGGAUUAAAGGAUAGCAUUCUUGGAAGCCGAAUAAGAGUUCCAUUAGGGGAGAUAUGAAGAAUAGAAAGCAAAAUAUAAUGAAUUGCUUUAUUAGAAUGAGAGAUUUAGAAAAGAUGAGACCUUAAAGAAUUAAUUAGAUAAAGCAAGGGAUGAAUUAGAUAGAGAGAAGGCUGCUGUUCAAUAAUAUAUUGAUUAAUUGGAGAAGGUGAAACUUGAAAAUGGUAAUCUGAUGUGGUAAUUGACUUAAUUGUCAUUGAAAUACAAGGAUGAAAAUAUCGUAAAGGAUGAAUUCCAUUACAGAGACGAGGUUUAGGAUAACAGAGAAAAAUUGAAGAAUUUAGUGGAGAAAACAAAUGCUUUGAAUUAGGCUAUUGAGAGAUUGAGUGCUGAAAACAGAGUAUUGCGGAAAAUGGCAGGAGUUCCAGAUGAUUAUUAAUUUGAAUUGGAUGAUGUGAUUUAAGAAGGGCAAUUGUAAGUGGAGAAGUACAGAGCCCAAGUGAUUGAAUUGGAGAGAGAAGUGGAAGAAUUGGAAGAAGAGAGAGCAAGGUUGAGAAGAAAAUUGAGAGAAUAAGUAGCUGGAGGUGAAGUGAAUUUGGAAGAAUUCGAUUCUUAAUCAAAUAAUCAAUUGAGAAAGGAAAAUUAGGAAUUGAGAAGUAAAGUAAAGAUGUUGGAGGAAGAAAAUGCCCAUAUUCGUUAAAAUUAAUAAGAUUAUGGAGCUAUGGGCAUGGGCACAUAAUAAGGAAUUAUGAAAGUUACUAAUGAUUAGGUGUAAGAAAUGAUGUAGAAACAAUAACAGGAAUUAAGAGAACAACUUUAAGAGAUAGUCAAGAACUAUGAAAGGGUAAAACCUCUAAGACACUACAUAAUUGUUGAUACGGCUGGAUUGGAUAAAUUAAGUAUGCCUCCUAAUCCCAUUCCUGGAGCCUUUGGAAAUUAUAAUGAUAUUAAGGAUGGUUACAGUUAGCGCUUUAAUGUUAAAUUUCCGGUUGACAUGUCUUCAGCAUAUGGGGAUUCAGGCAUGGAUCAGAUGUAAUUGAAAUACGAAUUAGCAUCAUUGCAAUUGUAGAACAUAGAGACCUUGAGAUUAUUAUAAUAGAAGGAAGCUGAGUAUAUGAAUUUGUUAUAAGAAGUUACUACUAUUAAGGAAGAUAUAAAGGGAAAAUGUUUGUUGGUCUAAGAUCAAGAGAGACAAAUUUAAGGUGAUGUUUGGAGAGAUCCAAGAGAAAUACAAGGCUUAAUUGGAUUUGAAUGCGGGAAAGCAAAGAUUAAAUUAGCUCAUUAUGAGGAAUUUAUGAGAGACAGAGAGAAGCCAAAGAAAGAAAUGGAAGAAAAGUUAGGAGAGAUGGCUAAGAAGACUGCUAUUUUAGAUGUCAAUUUGAUCAAAUUAUCUCGAAAGUAUGAUGCAUUGACUGAAGAAUAUAAAUAAAUGAAGACCAGUUAUACAAUAGUAGAGAGUGAGAGUAUGGCAAAGGAGAAGGAAUUAUUAGAGAAAAUAUAUAAUUUGAUUUCAUGGAAGAAAUCAGCAGAAGAACAUAUGAGGGUUAUGAUUAAAGAGUUAAAGAAUUCAGUACCAGCUGAUGAAUUCAACAAUCUUAGAUAAAAGUUAGAAUACACAUAGGAUAAAUUGGCUAAUGCCUAAUUGAAAGAGGCAGAGUAUUAAAAGAGAAUGGCAACACUUGAGAGUCAUGAGAGAGAAGCAUUUGAAAAAGGAGAAAGAGUUAGGUAAUUGGAAGAAGAAUUAGUGGAAAUUUAAUUGGAAGAAGAAGUUAUUAAGAAAAGACUGUAGAGUUUUGAUUCUGCUUUUGACAAAUAUGUCAAGAUUUAUGAACAUAUUGUUGAGUUUAUUAAGAUUAAAAAUAUUUCAGUUAUUGAAAUAUUUAAAUUAUUCGAUGAGAAUGGAGACAACAAGAUUUCAAGAAGUGAAUUCACCACAGCUAUUAGUAAUAUUGGAGUUCCGGUGUCUAAUGAUGAUAUGGAAGUUGUAUUCAUGUUUGUAGAUUUAGAUGGAACUGGUUAAAUAGAGUAUUAAGAAUUCAUUAGAAAGCUCAAGAGAUCAGGAAUCAAUCUUAGAAAACCUGAAGAUUAAUUACUUUAUCAAUUAUAUAAUGCAAUUAAGGAAUCAGGUUACGAUUUGAGAUCUGCAUUCCAAGCAUUUGAUACUAAUUGUGAUAAUGUUAUUUCCAAGGCAGACAUGAAAGAAGCACUUCUUUAGAUGAAUAUUAAACAUGAUCAAAAGGCUAUUGAUUAUAUCUUUAGAAUGGCUGACACCAGUGGAGAUAAUUAAAUCAAUUAUGAAGAGUUCUAUGUAUUAUUUGAUGAAAUUGUGAAAAGUGAAUUAAUCAAUCAAGGAAAAUCAAUCUAACUCAGCUUAGAUAUUAAGUAUCAAAUUAUGUGUAAAUUGGAUCAAUCAAUUAAAGAUUAGAGAUUAACAUUAUUAGAUGUGUUCAAUAUGAUUGAUAGAGAUGGAGAUUAAACAAUUACUUUUAAUGGAAUUUUAAGCUUUGUUUAGAGAAUUAGAGGGAGGAAUCUCACCUGA
Messenger RNA from Paramecium tetraurelia, 2625 nucleotides. RefSeq lists its product as uncharacterized. Lineage: Eukaryota; Ciliophora; Oligohymenophorea; Peniculida; Parameciidae. The record is from RefSeq and is a predicted model, not a curated record. The transcript has 4 exons. Gene Ontology annotation, molecular function: calcium ion binding.